Messenger RNA from Knipowitschia caucasica, 1809 nucleotides. The record is from the annotation of a GenBank genome assembly. NCBI's taxonomy places the organism in Eukaryota, Metazoa, Chordata, Actinopteri, Gobiiformes, Gobiidae.
AUGGAGGAGGAGGAGGUCAGAGUGUAUGGAGGAGGAGGAGGAGGUCAGAGUGUAUGGAGGAGGAGGAGGAGGUCAGAGUGUAUGGAGGAGGAGGUCAGAGUGUGUGGAGGAGGAGGAGGAGGUCAGAGUGUGUGGAGGAGGAGGUCAGAGUGUGUGGAGGAGGAGGUCAGAAUGUGUGGAGGAGGAGGAGGUCAGAGUGUGAGGAGGAGGAGGAGGAGGUCAGAGUGUGUGGAGGAGGAGGAGGUCAGAGUGUGUGGAGGAGGAGGAGGUCAGAGUGUGUGGAGGAGGAGGUCAGAGUGUGUGGAGGAGGAGGUCAGAGUGUGUGGAGGAGGAGGUCAGAGUGUGAGGAGGAGGAGGUCAGAGUGUGAGGAGGAGGAGGAGGUCAGAGUGUGUGGAGGAGGAGGAGGUCAGAGUGUGUGGAGGAGGAGGAGGUCAGAGUGUGUGGAGGAGGAGGAGGUCAGAGUGUGUGGAGGAGGAGGAGGAGGUCAGAGUGUGAGGAGGAGGAGGUCAGAGUGUGUGGAGGAGGAGGAGGAGGUCAGAAUGUGUGGAGGAGGAGGUCAGAGUGUGAGGAGGAGGAGGAGGUCAGAGUGUGUGGAGGAGGAGGAGGUCAGAGUGUGUGGAGGAGGAGGAGGUCAGAGUGUGUGGAGGAGGAGGAGGAGGUCAGAGUGUGAGGAGGAGGAGGUCAGAGUGUGUGGAGGAGGAGGAGGUCAGAGUGUGUGGAGGAGGAGGAGGUCAGAGUGUGUGGAAGAGGAGGAGGUCAGAGUGUGUGGAAGAGGAGGAGGAGGUCAGAGUGUGUGGAAGAGGAGGAGGAGGAGGAGGUCAGAGUGUGUGGAGGAGGAGGAGGUCAGAGUGUGUGGAGGAGGAGGAGGAGGUCAGAGUGUGAGGAGGAGGAGGUCAGAGUGUGUGGACGAGGAGGAGGUCAGAGUGUGUGGAGGAGGAGGAGGUCAGAGUGUGUGGAGGAGGAGGAGGAGGUCAGAGUGUGAGGAGGAGGAGGUCAGAGUGUGUGGAGGAGGAGGAGGUCAGAGUGUGUGGAGGAGGAGGAGGUCAGAGUGUGUGGAGGAGGAGGAGGUCAGAGUGUGUGGAGGAGGAGGAGGUCAGAGUGUGUGGAGGAGGAGGAGGAGGUCAGAGUGUGAGGAGGAGGAGGUCAGAGUGUGUGGAGGAGGAGGAGGUCAGAGUGUGUGGAGGAGGAGGAGGUCAGAGUGUGUGGAAGAGGAGGAGGUCAGAGUGUGUGGAGGAGGAGGAGGAGGAGGUCAGAGCGUGAGGAGGAGGAGGUCAGAGUGUGUGGAGGAGGAGGUCACAGUGUGUGGAGGAGGAGGUCAGAGUGUGUGGAAGAGGAGGAGGUCAGAGUGUGAGGAGGAGGAGGUCAGAGUGUGGAGGAGGAGGUCAGAGUGUGAGGAGGAGGAGGAGGAGAGUGUGAGGAGGAGGAGGUCAGAGUGUGAGGAGGAGGAGGUCAGAGUGUGUGGAGGAGGAGGAGGUCAGAGUGUGAGGAGGAGGAGGAGGUCAGAGUGUGUGGAGGAGGAGGUCAGAGUGUGUGGAGGAGGAGGAGGAGGUCAGAGUGUGUGGAGGAGGAGGUCAGAGUGUGAGGAGGAGGAGAGUGUGUGGAGGAGGAGGAGGUCAGAGUGUGAGGAGGAGGAGGAGGUCAGAGUGUGUGGAGGAGGAGGUCAGAGUGUGUGGAGGAGGAGGAGGAGGUCAGAGUGUGAGGAGGAGGAGGAGGUCAGAGUGUGUGGAGGAGGAGGAGGAGGUCAGAGUGUGUGGAGGAGGAGGAGGAGGUCAGAGUGUGUGGAGGAGGAGGAGGAGGUCAGAGUGUGA